UUUACAGGCAUAUGCUGUCCCCCUUAAUGUGGGUAAUUGAAUGCUGACCCUAUGUUUCUUCCAAAAGUCUCCAAGGAAGCAUGCUGCGGGAACUUCAUGAAUAACUCGUGGGAAACAAAACGCUUCUGUGCGAUGAAAACUGUCUUUAUUUCUAUGGGUUUUUUUCCCUUCUAAAAGGAAAGACAAUCCCUACCACUACCACUUAACGAAAGCCGUCCGAGUCUUCAAAUUGGCCCAACAGAGUACUGAGGAAAUAGUGACAGCACUAUGGCACUUUGACCUAAGAUGCUCAAAUGUCGAUGUAACGGACAGCUGGGGAUUUCUGAAGUACAACUGUGACACAGGAGACCAACUGUUGGCCAUCCUUAUUGAGGGCAGCUGCAGCCUCGAGUCUGCUUCUGUAAACGCAUCCCUAGCCUUCGAUCAGGCGGGUGUCGCCAGCUGCCACAGCGCCCACGGUGGCCCGGUCUUCCCUCCCUCUCCCCACCACGCACCCGCCAAGGCUGACCCUGCCGCGACGCGAAGGCGCGCGCCCUAGGCGCACGUGACGGCUGGGGAGGGCAGUUUUCUUCAUCCCCACCCCCUUCAAGAAACCCCGCCUCCUCCUGAGAGGCUACAGCUUCCUAUUGCAUCUCCACCAGAGUGGCCUCCAUGUCAUCCAAUCAGAACGCGAGCCCUCACGUAAGACCCGCCUCCUGCUGGUCCUCAGGUUCCUUCCCGCUCACACCGGAGUCACUUCCGAAGAGAGAGAACCGCCAUGAAGAGAGAAGGGGGUGCCGCCCACCUCUGCUCCGACAGCCUACCCGAGUCUCAGCAGCAAGACGGCAACCACGCACCCAACUUCUCCAGCCACAGCUCAUGCCGCCGUCGCCAGCGGCGCCGACAUGACAAGGCGCUGCAUGCUCGCUAGGCCAGGUUUCCCCUCGUCCCCAGCCCCGGGGUCGUCGCCCCCGCGCUGCCAUCUGAGACCCGGUAGUACCGCCCCUGCUGCAGCGAGAAAGAGAGCAGAGAGUCCCGGGGACAGGAAGCAGUCAAUUAUAGAUUUCUUCAAACCAGCUUCUAAACAAGAUAGACAUAUGUUGGAUUCUCCACAAAAAUCAAACAUCAAAUAUGGAGGAAGUAGAUUGUCUAUCACUGGGACAGAGCAUUUUGAAAGGAAACUAUCUUCACCAAAAAAAUCUAAACCCAAAAGGGUGUCAUCAGAAAAAAGCCCUAUUUUAGAAGCUUUCAUGAAAGGUGUUAAAGAGCACCAUAAAGAUCGUGGUAUGCAUGAGUCACGUCGGCCUUGUGUGUCACUAGCCUCCAAAUAUUUACCCAAAGGAACAAAUAUCUAUGUUCCUUCUUCAUAUCACUUGUCAAAAGAAAUGAAGGCACUAAAGAAAAAACACCGGUCUCCAGAGAGAAGAAAGUCACUGUUCAUGCAUGAAAAUAGCAGGGAGAAGAAUGACAGAGAUCGAGGCAAGACCAAUGCAGACUCCAAAAAGCAAGCCACAGUGGUAGAAACUGACAUCUUGAAGAAUGGCUCCCGAAGUCUUAGUAGCAGGAGCAGUCUAUCCAGGCACCAGCCAGGAGAAAGCCCACUGGGAGCUAAGUUCCAGUCAUCACUAGCUUCUUACUGCAAAGAGCGAGAACAAAAAAGGUUGAGAAAGGAGCAAAUGGAGCAGAGAAUCAACUCAGAAAAUUCUUUCUCAGAAGCAAGCAAUCUUUCCUUAAAAUCUUCUAUUGUGGGAAGAAAAUGUAAACCAGGACAGGAACAAAGUAAACAGAAUGAUGUCAUACCUGGAAAGAGUAAUCUUUCAAACAUGGAAAAUGGACAUUUCUCAAGAAAAAGAUCCUCUUCUGAUUCAUGGGAACCUACUUCAGCAGGCUCUAAGAAUAAAUUUUCUGACAAAAGAAAAAGAAACUCUGUGGAUUCAGAUCUGAAAAGCACAAGAGAAUCUCUGAUACCAAAAGCAAAAGAGUCCUUCCUUGAGAAGCGUCCUGAUAUACCACAUCAGAGGGAAAAAUUUAUAAGACAUAUUGCACUGAAGACACCUGGUGGUGUGCUACGUUUGGAAGAUAUAACCAAGGAACCAAAUGAUGAAACUGAUCACUCUGCAGACUUGGUACCUUCAAAUUCUGGCCACCAUUCUUCUAGGAAUAGUGACCAAAUCCGAGUGGCAAGUACCAAAGAGACUAAGAUACAGAAACCCCACUUACCUUUACCUCAGGAAAAAUCUACAAUUAAAAAAUCUAGCAACCUACAGAAAAAUAAAACUGCUAGCUUCAUGACAUCAAAAGAAGAGACAAAACUUCUACCGUUACUUUCCCAUGUUCCAAGUGCUGUUUCCUCUCAAAUAACAUUAAAUGCUAAAAAUUGUGCUCUUCCAAUUCCUAAAAAAGAUAGACGUUCCUCAUCUAAAGAAUAUUCUGGGCAUUCUACAGAAUCCUCCAAACACAAGGAACACAAAGAAAAGACUAAUAAGGCUGAUUCUAAUAUAUCUUCAGGGAAAAUUUUUGGGGGAUCUUUGCGUUCAGAGUAUGGCACUCCUACAAAGUCUCCUCCAGCUGCUUUGGAAGUUGUGCCAUGUAUCCCAAGCCCUACAAUACCUUCAGAUAAAGAGAGUUCAGGAAAUUCUAAUGCAGGUAGCAGUGCACAGAAAAGAAAAUUCAGGGGUGAUUUUGAUAGUGAUGAAGAAAGUUUAGGUUACAACCUAGACAGUGAUGAGGAAGAGGAAAAAUUAAAAUCAUUGGAAGAAAUAAUGGCUUUGAACUUCAAUCAGACUCCUGCAACUUCAGGAAAGCCUCCCCUUUCCAAGGGGCUUAGAUCUCAGUCAUCAGACUACACAGAACAUGUUCAUAGUGGAACUUAUACAAAUACUUUAGAACGUCUUGUGAAAGAAAUGGAAGACACACAAAGGCUAGAUGAACUACAGAAGCAACUACAAGAAGACAUAAGGCAGGGCCGAGGCAUUAAGUCUCCAAUUAGAAUUGGAGAUCAAGAUAGUACAGAUGAUGAGGAUGGCCUCUUGGAAGAACACAGGGAAUUUCUAAAGAAAUUUUCAGUUACAAUUGAUGCUAUUCCUGAUCAUCAUCCAGGUGAAGAAAUAUUUAAUUUCCUCAAUUCUGGAAAAAUUUUCAAUCAGUAUACUUUGGAUUUAAGAGACUCUGGUUUUAUUGGACAAAGUGCUGUAGAAAAACUUAUUCUGAAAUCAGGAAAAACAGAUCAGAUUUUUUUGACAACACAAGGGUUCCUUACCUCUGCUUAUCACUAUGUCCAGUGUCCUGUACCUGUGUUAAAGUGGCUGUUUCGGAUGAUGUCAGUUCAUACAGAUUGUAUUGUGUCAGUGCAGAUUUUAAGUACAUUGAUGGAAAUAACAAUUAGAAAUGAUACUUUCAGUGACUCACCGAUUUGGCCCUGGAUCCCAUCAUUGUCUGAUAUAGCAGCUGUGUUCUUCAAUAUGGGAAUUGAUUUUAGAUCUUUGUUUCCUCUGGAGAAUCUUCAACCAGACUUUAAUGAAGACAGUCUACUUUCUGAAACACUGACAACAUUGCGGGGGAAAGGAUGUGAAGAUUCAUCUUGUAUGCCAGUUUUUUCAACUCUUCCUGAAACCAACAUUUUAAAUGUCGUUAAGUUUCUAGGCUUAUGUACAUCUAUACAUCCAGAAGGUUACCAAGAUCGGGAAAUAAUGUUGCUGAUUUUAAUGUUGUUUAAAAUGAGUUUGGAAAAACAGCUGAAACAGAUUCCUUUAGUAGAUGUUCAAAGCCUCCUGAUAAACCUGAUGAAAAAUAUCAGAGAUUGGGACACAAAGGUGCAUGAACUCUGUCUGGGCAUAAAUGAACUCUCCAAUCAUCCCCAUAACCUUCUGUGGUUGGUACAGCUAGUCCCUAACUGGACAUCACGUGGAAGGCAAUUGAGACAAUGCCUAAGUCUAGUGAUUAUUUCAAAACUUUUGGAUGAGAAACAUGAAGAUGUCCCUAAUACCAAUAAUCUUCAGGUAUCAGUCCUACAUCGCUAUCUUGUGCAAAUGAAGCCUUCUGAUUUGUUAAAGAAAAUGGUCAUGAAGAAAAGGGCUGAACAACCAAAUGGCACUAUUGAUGACAGUCUUCAUUUAGAACUUGAAAAGCAGGCAUAUUAUCUGACCUACGUUCUUCUUCAUUUAGUUGGUGAAGUUAGUUGUUCUCAUUCUUUUUCUUCUGGACAACGGAAACACUUUGUGCUACUGUGUGGGGCUUUGGAAAAACAUGUUAAGUGUGAUAUUAGAGAAGAUGCCAGACUUUUUUAUAGAACUAAGGUGAAAGACUUGGUUGCCAGGAUACAUGGAAAAUGGCAGGAAAUAAUCCAGAACUGUCGGCCUACUCAGGGGCAGCUUCAUGACUUCUGGGUACCAGAUUCUUAACAGGAAUUACAACAACAAAAAUAUGAACCAAGACAAAUUCAUUAAGAGCCUUUCCAAGAGAAGUAGAAAGGAUUACUACAGAAUCCAAUGGGAUGAUAAGAAAAUACACAACAAAUGUACCACUUGAAUAUCUAGUAUGAAGCUGGUAAUGAAGAAAUUGCCAUUUUUGAAGCAGAAAUGAAAUAUGAUCUAUUUAACUGUUAAGACAACUGACCUUAUAUAAAAGAGCAGAGUCUUCUGAAAGGAGGGAGGGGUAAAAGCAGCUAGUAGUUACAUGUUUAACCUGCCCUUAUUAACUCCUCUUGUUAAAUUAUAAGCCAAUUAUCUUUUUUUAAGUAGUAUUUGUGGCACUUGGAUAAUCAUAAGAACUAAGCAAGAAAAGAGUUUGGACCAAUUUGAGGAGUCAGAUUUAGAAACCCAGACCAAGUUCUAGUUGGGUUAAUUUUCCCUUUUGAUUGUUUUAGGAUGCAAAGGGAAAGUUUAGAACAGAGUUUAGUAAUAAAAAACAUAGAUCUCUUCUGUAACUCCUGUAAGCCACAAGAGGUUUCAGUACAUGCCAUUUUCCUUCAUUAUUCAAGGUUAUAAAUCUGUUAGGUUUUUAGAAUACAUUAAAACAAUUGAGAAACAAGUUUGGUGUAGUAUUUAAUUCCCCUAAGAGGAAGAGAGAGAUUAAGCUGUUAAAUAGUGGCUCUGUUUCUAAAAUGCCAAAACAUUCAUAGACAGUUUGUUUUGGAUUUUUUAAAUCCAUAUUUUUUUAAGUAUUGGUUAAAUCAUAGACUCUUGGCUAUAUCUUAGAAUACUGGCCCUUGGUAACUAUAUUAUAGAAUUGUCUGUUGUAAAAAUUUAAAGAUCUUGGAAAGUUUCCAAAAAUCACAUUUCCAUUAAUAUUUAACUUUGCAAAGACCUGGAUGGUGUUUAUAUUUUGGGACUGUUGGAGUGUAUGGGGUUGUGUGUGGGGUAUGUGUGCGUGUGUGCACUCAUGUGUUUUUAUCUUGAAGUUGUUGCACUUGAAAACCACAGCUGCUUUAAAUUCUUUUAAACACUGGAAAGCCAUCCUCUGGUUAAAAUGGUUGAAGGAUAGUAGAAGUACACUUGCUAGUUUUAGCCCAAGGGCCCUUUUGAAGCCUUGGAUAGCAACAGACUUACAGUCAACUGAAAAAUUCUUUUGUUAACCAAGUGUCCCUUUAGGAGGGUUUAUUUCCUGAAGGAGAAUACCAACUUUGUUGUUGUUCUUACAAUACUGGUUUAGGUGACUUGCUCUUUCCAGAGUACUCUUGACAUCUCUAGUUGUUGUAGGGAAGAUGAUGGAGGGGAAGGGAAUAAGUGUAUGGUUUGACAGGGAAAAACUAAAUUUUGAGAACUAACUCUCUACCUCUAAAUUGAGGCUUAGGAAUAAAACCAUUUUAUCUUAAAUUUAUCAUUUGAAAUAGCAUCAGUAAUUUUUGAGCUCAUGUCAAGCAUUGGGCAGUUAGAGAUUUUAUAAGCAAGACUAGAUAAAUCCAGUUUCCAAGAACGCAGACUGAACAAGGCUGGAACAGUCAAACCAACGAAAAUUUUAUUCUGUGUUGAGUUUACUGGUAAGAAUAUUAUCUUGAUACUACCUCUCAAGGGUAUUGUUACAAAAUGCCACUUAUGGUUAAAGAGAUAGAUACAAAGAGUUAUAUUUAACAGAAGCUUGAAACUCUGGCAUCUAUCUGCCCAACAAUGGGGGCUUUCACUCUGUAAUUUAAUACUUUGUAGAUACAUUAUUUGUGUGUAAUUUUAUAAGUGUUCAUAUUUUUCUCAUUUUGCAUUGUGUAAAGUGUACAAAAUCUGAAAGUAUAAAAUACUGCUUAUAUUGCUUAUAAUUACAGUGUGUAAAUAUUUUCUAAUUGUAUACAUUGACGGGAACAAGUGGGUUAUUCAGGUUUUUUUUAAGUGACCCUUUUGUAUUGCAGUUUCAACAGAUAGCUGCCCAUCAAAUUUAAAACCACUUUGAUACAUUUUUAUUUAGCAGUUCCACUAAGAAAAAAAAAUCUAUUUUUAAUUGCCUUUCUCCAUUAAAGAAAAAUACUUAUCUGUCCCUUUAAAAUAAAUGGCCAGACAUCAGUUUAGGCCCUUGUAUUUAUGACUCUGGUAGAGGUCUUCAGCUCCAGGUCAUAGUCCAAUUAGUAUUUGCAUUUGGGCGCUCAUAGAAAUUUUGUGAUUCUCUUUUUAGCACAAAUAGCGCAUGGUUUUCCCAAAUCAAGUAUUUUUUUCCUCCCUCUUGAGUCCCCAUCCUUUGUCUCCCUCCUGCUGUUGUUACUCAGUGAGUGGGAUGGUAGCAAGGGAGAAAAUGCUCAUUGCACAGAGAAUGUCAAGCCACUUUGGACUUGACAGACAAAGCUUGCACUGAGUGGUGGUGUGUUUGGCAGUAUUUCUGUGCCAAAAAUCACUUGUCUAAUUUUCUGGAUGUGUAUGUCAGACUUAUUACCCUUACUGCAAGCUGAAAAUUAAGGUACUUGUGUUUAUGCUUUUGUGUGUUAACUGUUUGCCUUUUCUAACUUGCUUUUCUUGUUAUCUGAAAAUAUAAUUGUUAUGUCAUGUUAAGUGAAGCAGCUCUCCAUGCACAAAACGCAUCUGUGUAGCAGUAAAAUAACAGCAUUUGUACAUUUUCUGUCUAUCUCCUGAUGGCAGCGGUGCCUUUGUCACCUUUUAGAAGGUUGGCAUUUUGUUUUUGCUUUCAAAUGCAAGUACUAGCUUGCUUUUGACUUCACAAAAAUCUCCCCAGUAAAGAUAGAUAAUGGUGUGUUAACAUCCAGGCUUUGUUAGAGCAUUUGCAUUUUUAUUUUAAUCAGAACAGAUUACAGUUGGUGGGGACUGGCCAGUAAUAAUGUGUGGAGUCUUUAAACCAAGAGUAAUUUUUAAAUUAAAAGAAAUUGUUUUUAAAAGAAGUGACCUAUUAACAAGUGGCUGAGUUGGAGAAUUAGGGGAUGACUGUCAGGUUUGUCUCUAAGGAGGCAAGAGUAGGGUACAGGUGGGUGGGCAUGUAGAGCAGUUAGCAUGAUUUUGGUGGUUAUUUCCUACUUGUCAGCAGUAUAGGUGCACCUCAUUAUCUGUGCAUUUGUUUUCCCUGGGCAGUCCUGUUAGCCAGGUAAUCCACCAGAUCUUAGGCAGUUAAAUGGCAGACUUCCUUUUUCUUUCAUUUUUUUUCUUUUAAGAUUUUAUACUACAUCUUGUUUAAAGUCCUCUGAAUGUAUGUGUGUGUUAUUAAA
This is a messenger RNA of Castor canadensis (American beaver), 7612 nucleotides long. RefSeq names its product SMC5-SMC6 complex localization factor 2 (gene Slf2). The record is from RefSeq and is a predicted model, not a curated record. Gene Ontology annotation, biological process: positive regulation of double-strand break repair; DNA damage response; protein localization to site of double-strand break. Gene Ontology annotation, cellular component: nucleus; site of double-strand break. Lineage: Eukaryota; Metazoa; Chordata; Mammalia; Rodentia; Castoridae.